CAUCCGAAUCUUAAUACCCAUAAAGCCCAGCGACACAAACUCUUCACAAAACCUCCUCUUUGAUUGAUUGAUUGAUUCGCCAUUAUUAUUCUUAUCAUUUCUCACAAAACAAAACUUUACAUUUCCCAUUUUCUCAGCCAUUUCAACAGAACCAUAACACACUGAAGCCAUGGAAGUUGUAGACAAGACAAAAAUGGGAUUCGAGGAGACUGAGCUCAGGCUAGGGUUACCAGGGAAUAACAAUGGAGAGGUGGCAAGAAAGAGAGGCUUCUCUGAGACUGUGGAUUUGAAGCUUAAUCUUUCUUCCAAAGACCCUAAGAUAGAUUAUCCAAAUGACAACACCAAUAAUUCACAAAGACACAAGAAUCUUCUUGCUGCUGAUCCAGAAAAGCCUCCAGCUAAGGCACAAGUAGUGGGUUGGCCUCCAGUCCGAUCCUUCCGAAAAAACAUGUUAUCUGUCCAAAAGAGCAGCACUGAGGAGUGUGAGCAGAAGCUAUCCGGCAACGGCAACGCAACCUUUGUCAAGGUCAGCCUGGAUGGGGCACCUUACCUCCGAAAAGUAGACUUAAGCAUGUGCAAGAGCUACCAGGAACUCUCCGAUGCCCUGGGAAAGAUGUUCAGUUCUUUCAGUUCUAUAGGAAAUUGUGGACCCCAAGGAAUGAGAGAAUUCCUGAACGAGAGCAAGCUUAAAGAUGUUCUUAAUGGCACCGACUAUGUCCCAACUUAUGAAGAUAAGGAAGGUGACUGGAUGCUUGUGGGUGAUGUCCCAUGGGAGAUGUUUGCUCAGUCAUGCAAACGGCUGCGUGUAAUGAAAGGAACGGAGGCAACUGGACUUGCACCAAGAGCCAUGGAGAAACGCAAGAACAGAAGCUGAAGUAGUGAUGUAGCAACCAGAACCUGCUUCUUCGAUACAGGACAAGUACAAAAGUAAACUCGCAUGCAGAUGGAUAUAAAGAUAUUGAGCAGGUUGCUAGGGUUGUUUAUGUAUUAAUUAAAUUAUGGUUUGUUAUAUAAUUAAUAUACAAUAUUAAGUAUGUAUUUGUAUUGUGAGACACUCUACUGCCUGAGUAUUAAUUAUUGUGGACUUGGAACAAUAAUGACUUUUUUUUUUUUAAUGAGACUUGGGCUAUGUCUGGCUUGGUGUUGAGUGUUAA
Manihot esculenta (cassava) is the source of this 1154-nucleotide messenger RNA. RefSeq names its product auxin-induced protein AUX28. Bases 170 to 874 code for a protein of 234 amino acids. Gene Ontology annotation, biological process: regulation of DNA-templated transcription. Gene Ontology annotation, cellular component: nucleus. Gene Ontology annotation, molecular function: protein binding. Lineage: Eukaryota; Viridiplantae; Streptophyta; Magnoliopsida; Malpighiales; Euphorbiaceae. The transcript has 5 exons. The record is from RefSeq and is a predicted model, not a curated record.